Pangasianodon hypophthalmus (striped catfish) is the source of this 1504-nucleotide messenger RNA. It is a transcript of the gene rad51, whose product is annotated as RAD51 recombinase. NCBI's taxonomy places the organism in Eukaryota, Metazoa, Chordata, Actinopteri, Siluriformes, Pangasiidae. Gene Ontology annotation, molecular function: double-stranded DNA binding; single-stranded DNA binding; ATP hydrolysis activity. Gene Ontology annotation, biological process: mitotic recombination-dependent replication fork processing; DNA recombinase assembly; DNA strand invasion. The transcript is spliced from 9 exons. Gene Ontology annotation, cellular component: condensed nuclear chromosome. The record is from RefSeq and is a predicted model, not a curated record. The coding region runs from base 119 to 1138 and encodes 339 amino acids.
CGUGUUUGCGUCAUGACGUCAUGACGCAGGAGCUGCUGCGUGCCUACGUAUGCGGACGUCUUCCGUCGAGCGGGAAAGUUCAUCCUGAGCUCGACUUGUUUUGGUGCAGGUGGUGAAGAUGGCGAUGAGCGUGAGUCGAGUGGAGGUUGAGGCCGAUGUUGAAGAAGAUGAGAGCUUCGGCCCACAGCCACUGAACCGCCUGGAGCAGUGUGGUAUCAGUGCGAGUGAUCUGAAGAAGCUGGAGGACGCAGGGUUCCACACCAUCGAGGCCGUGGCGUACGCUCCUAAAAAAGAGCUGCUGAACAUUAAGGGCAUCAGUGAGGCCAAAGCUGACAAGAUCCUGGGCGAAGCAGCUAAACUGGUUCCUAUGGGAUUCACCACGGCAACAGAGUUUCACCAGCGCAGAGCCGAGAUCAUCCAGAUCUCCACCGGCUCCAAAGAACUCGACAAACUGCUGCAGGGCGGUAUCGAGACAGGGUCCAUCACGGAGAUGUUCGGUGAGUUCCGUACAGGAAAGACUCAGCUGUGCCACACGCUGGCGGUGACGUGUCAGCUCCCCAUCGAUCAGGGGGGAGGAGAGGGGAAGGCCAUGUACAUCGACACUGAGGGCACCUUCAGACCCGAGAGACUGCUGGCUGUGGCAGAGAGGUACGGGCUUGUCGGCAGUGAUGUUUUGGAUAAUGUAGCUUACGCUCGAGCUUUCAACACGGAUCAUCAGACUCAGCUGCUCUAUCAGGCUUCAGCUAUGAUGGCCGAGUCCAGGUAUGCUCUGCUGAUAGUGGACAGUGCCACUGCGCUCUACAGGACAGAUUAUUCUGGAAGAGGCGAGCUCUCGGCCCGUCAGUGUCACCUGGGCCGCUUCCUCCGCAUGCUGCUGCGCCUCGCUGACGAGUUUGGCGUUGCUGUCGUCAUCACCAAUCAGGUCGUAGCACAGGUGGACGGGGCAGCCAUGUUUUCCGCAGAUCCUAAAAAGCCGAUUGGAGGAAAUAUCUUAGCACACGCCUCCACUACCAGGUUGUAUUUGAGGAAGGGCCGUGGUGAAACUCGGAUCUGUAAAAUUUACGACUCUCCCUGCUUACCUGAGGCGGAGGCCAUGUUCGCCAUCAACGCAGACGGAGUAGGAGACGCAAAGGACUGAGACAACCAAACUGUGUGUGUGUGUGUGUGUGUGAGAGAGAGAGAGACACGGACAAUAACUGAAACAUGGUGAUGGAUGCACUUGUGUACAAACACACGUGUAUACACAAACACACACUUGCGCUUUUUGGGCUGAAGAAGCUGUUGAUGCUGUAAAUUGUGUAAUCAUCUGUGCAGAGCUGUGUGUGAGUGUGUGUGUGUGAAGGAGUGCCACGUGUGUGUGUCAGUUUUCUUGUAUAUUUUGAGGAUAAAAUACUACAUUUCAGUUCUUUUUUCUGUUUGUAUUCGUCUUUUUCUGAUUUUUCUUUGUACUGAACUUAUUCUUUCUGUAUAUAAAACGUAUUAAAUAUUUUAUUGUUGCUCAUGA